Messenger RNA from Ceraceosorus bombacis, 1452 nucleotides. NCBI's taxonomy places the organism in Eukaryota, Fungi, Basidiomycota, Exobasidiomycetes, Ceraceosorales, Ceraceosoraceae. The record is from the annotation of a GenBank genome assembly.
AUGCCAAGAGAUGAGGGCAUCAAGGGCUUGGGCUUGUCCCUCUCUGCCAGCCGCUCUUCCAACCCUGCGCAAGGAUCUCCGACAGAUUUGACCCCUCGCCUUGGAUCUUUCAGCAUGAACUCGCCCAUGGCUACACCGAUGGUCGGAGGUAUGCCGCGUUCCGCUCAUCAAAUACCCGGCGCUCCCAACCUCCACGCCUCGUCUGGUCGUUUCGAAGACCUUCUGCCUACCAGCCCACCCUCGGCCUCUUUCGCUUCGUCUAGUUGGAACACUGACUUGCGCUUCGAAGGUCAACCACACACUGCCCCUCCAGCGACCGCCCCUUCCUGGACGCCAAGAGCUGUCCGAGCGGCAGAGAUGGAACGAGAACGCACGGUACAAAUCGAAGGUGGCAUGCCUCGCAGCCAAGGACUGCAAGGUCUAGGCGUGAGGUUUGUGCUUCCUCCAGUCAGCGCCACCAUUGAUCCCCACUUCUCUCGCGCCGCGCCUCAAGCUCCACUCCGAGAUGUCAUGGCUGAGCCGGACGAGGUCUCGCACAUGGCAAGCGCAAGCCUCAAGCGAAGUUCCAGCUCUACUUCCUUCUCCCAGCGCUCGACCGGCUUGACGCCCCACAUUGAGAAGACCAGACUGACACCCUACAGCGCAGGAGGACGUCCUAAGCAGGGUAAUGCUGGAAGCCCACGUGGUCGGACUGGCUCCUCAACGGCAGCUGAAGGCGACGCUGCGGAGACUAGUCCUGCGCUGCGCACUCAGAGCAAAGCUCGUUCUGAUCUUUUGCGCGAGAGCGCCCUGGCUGCUGCCGCUUCGCUACCUUUCGAAGGCUUCACCGGCAGCGCAGCCGCAGCCGCCACUGCAAGUCCAACCAAGCCUUCGUCGCGCAACGCCAAGCAGCCAAGCGACGCUAUGGAGCUCGCCUCUUCGCCACCAGUCGCCAGCGACAGACGCUCUGUCAGUCCUCAAGGCCGCAAGCGCAGUGUGGAAGAGGUCGAGGUUGCAUCCGCUCAAACGAAGAGCGCGCCUGCUGCGUCUGGCAAAGCGGAUCUGUCUCCCUGGGGAGUAUUUGACCUGUCUUCUCCCAACGAGGGGAAUAGCUGGACCCCACUUGGUCCGCCCGUAGCAUGCGCCAAUGGCAAAGGAGUUCUCGGCUCCACGAACGCCAACGUGGGCAAAUCGAGUAGAGGCGCCUCUUUGGGCAAAGGCAAAGCUCGCAUGAUCGACGCUCAGCCGAGCAAAAAGUCUAGCAGCAAAAAGAUUCGUCGAGCUCAUCGUGGAGAGGACAAGGAGAAUGCGUCUUCUGAAAGUGGAGAUAGCACCACGCAUCAUCCUCGUAGUCGAUCUGGUUCUCAGCACCGACACGUCGCACCAGGUGCCAAGGACGUUUUCGGGUCUGCGACUAACAGCCCAGCGCUCGGUGGCGCAGGAGCUGUGAGACGAUACGUCGGUAUCCGCUGA